UGGGGGAGAGAGAGGAGAGUGCGCGCGUGUGUGUGGGUCGGGCGGCGGGAGCCGGCCCGCGUCGCCUCGGGGGGCGCGGGUUCCCGGCCGUGCGCGUGUGCGGAGUGGGGGCCCCCCCGCGUCGGGGACCCCCUGAGCCGGCGCGGUCCUCCCGCUUCGAGGCCCCGGAGGGCCCCGGGAGCCUCGCAGACUAAUAGGGAUGCCAAAGGAAAAAUAUGAUCCUCCAGAUCCUCGCAGAAUUUAUACCAUCAUGUCAGCAGAGGAGGUAGCCAAUGGGAAAAAAUCUCACUGGGCAGAAUUAGAAAUCUCGGGUAGAGUGCGGAGCUUAAGUACAUCGCUGUGGUCAUUGACACACUUGACAGCACUGCACCUAAAUGACAAUAACCUUGCUCGCAUUCCACCUGAUAUUGCCAAGCUUCAUAAUCUGGUUUACCUGGACCUGUCAUCCAAUAAACUCAGAAGUUUACCAGCAGAACUAGGAAACAUGGUGUCUCUCAGGGAAUUGCUUUUAAAUGACAAUUAUUUACGGGUUUUGCCUUAUGAACUUGGCCGGCUCUUCCAGCUACAAACUCUAGGUUUAACAGGCAAUCCUUUAUCGCAGGAUAUUAUGAGCUUAUACCAGGACCCAGAUGGAACUCGAAAGCUACUGAACUUCAUGCUUGACAAUCUUGCAGUUCAUCCAGAGCAGCUUCCUCCGAGGCCAUGGAUUACAUUAAAAGAACGAGACCAAAUUCUGCCAUCAGCAUCAUUCACGGUUAUGUGUUACAAUGUGCUGUGUGAUAAAUAUGCCACCCGGCAGCUAUAUGGCUAUUGCCCAUCCUGGGCACUAAACUGGGAAUACAGGAAAAAGGGAAUUAUGGAAGAAAUUGUUAACUGGGAUGCAGAUAUCAUUAGUCUUCAGGAAGUGGAAACAGAGCAAUACUUUACUCUCUUUCUGCCAGCAUUGAAGGAUCGUGGAUAUGAUGGAUUUUUUUCCCCAAAGUCACGUGCCAAAAUCAUGUCUGAGCAGGAAAGAAAGCAUGUGGAUGGUUGUGCAAUAUUCUUCAAAACAGAAAAAUUUACAUUGGUGCAGAAGCAUACAGUGGAAUUCAACCAGGUAGCAAUGGCGAAUUCAGAUGGAUCCGAAGCAAUGCUGAACAGAGUGAUGACAAAAGAUAACAUUGGUGUUGCUGUGGUAUUAGAGGUCCACAAGGAACUCUUUGGAACAGGUAUGAAGCCUAUUCAUGCUGCAGACAAACAGCUGCUUAUAGUGGCAAAUGCUCAUAUGCAUUGGGACCCAGAGUAUUCUGAUGUGAAACUUAUUCAGACCAUGAUGUUUGUCUCAGAGGUUAAAAACAUUCUGGAGAAAGCCUCAAGUAGGCCUGGCAGCCCAACUGCAGAUCCCAAUUCCAUCCCGCUGGUGCUAUGUGCAGAUCUUAACUCUUUGCCAGAUUCAGGUGUUGUGGAAUAUUUAAGCAAUGGAGGAGUAGCUGACAACCAUAAAGACUUCAAGGAACUAAGGUACAAUGAGUGUCUUAUGAACUUCAGCUGUAGUGGAAAGAAUGGAAGCUCAGAAGGGAGAAUCACACAUGGCUUCCAACUUAAGAGCGCCUAUGAAAAUAACUUGAUGCCUUAUACCAAUUACACCUUUGAUUUCAAAGGUGUGAUUGACUACAUUUUCUAUUCCAAGACUCAUAUGAACGUGCUUGGUGUCCUGGGGCCUUUAGAUCCUCAAUGGCUGGUUGAGAACAACAUCACUGGGUGUCCACACCCUCACAUCCCUUCAGACCACUUCUCACUGUUAACACAACUUGAACUCCACCCUCCACUCCUGCCUCUUGUCAAUGGUGUUCACUUGCCUAAUCGGAGGUAGUGGAGUACAGCCCCGCAGAGACGGGGAUCUGUUGCUAUGGACCUGUACAGUUGUAAAUCAAAGUAUGUAGGAGUGAAGUAUGGCCAUCCUUAAGCUGCUUCUUCAGGUUCUUUUCACUGUGUGUUUGCUAUAAGACUUUGUAUAUUUUUGUGCAUACUGAUAUCAUUUGGCACUAGGGCUGGAACCAAAGUAUUACUGUUUCUCUCUAUCUAUCCAAAAGUUUAAUAUACUUUAAAAUUGGAUUUCUUUUCCUAUUAUAUUAGGAACCAACAUUCACAAUUGAUAAAUUACAAUCUGAGGUCCAACACCAGUGUUGUUCUGUAAAAACAAAUACAUUCCUUUGAAUGUUUUCAAAUACGUCAAUCAUUUUUGUAAAAGGUGAUUUCUACAAACUCCAAAUAGAAGAUUUUCAAUUGAAUGAUGGCAUGCCUUAUAGGAAAAACUUUUGAGUUUUCUGUUUUCUUUCAUAACAAGCUAAUUUUUGGCUCCCAAGUCAUUUGCACAUUAACAAAGCACUUAAAUUUGCUUGGUUUGUAUAUUAAAUAUGAUAUAGCCACUAGUCACAACAAGAUAAUUUGAGAAAUGAAAGAUAAUUGCACAACAUGCUUUAAAAAUCAAGCAUAGUAUGUGGCAGUUUGUUGGCCAAAUGCUGGUUGUUUUGUUUGAGGAAUCAUUCUUUUUUCUUGCCUUUUAUUUAUAAUUUUUUUAGAAAUAUUAACUCUGAGCCCAUCUCUUCAGUUCAUUUAUAAGGAAAUAGCAGAUUAUACUGCCAUACAUCUUUAAAGUAGAUUUGGUAUUUUUAGAAUGCCCAAAAAAUUAAUGUCUGCUAUUUUUCAUUUUCUUUGUCCACCCUUCUUUUCUGUCUGGUUGUACUGAGAGAGAAAAAAAAAAAAAAAAUACAAAAAAAAAAAAAAAAAAAAAAAACAUGAUUCAUAUCAUCUUUACUACAGUUUAAUGUUUAAAGAAAAUUGCUGAAUGAAAAGCCCCUGGUCAAAGUUUCGAAAAGGGAAAGCCAUAUAAUAUUACAUAUGUUUUCCAAAGUAAGUAAAAUGGCUAUUUGUUUGUUGUUUUGUUUUGUUUCAAGUUAACAGUAGAGAAGAUUUUAAGGAGAGGACAGAUGGGGAAAGUAGUUGUAAACCUUAAAUCAUUUUCUUCUGACUCUAGCUGCCAAAUGGCCAUCAUAUGCUUUUAAUAUUUGUUGCCAUUCUGUCUAGAUUUGAAUUAAGCUACUGUUUUAUUCCCAAAGUUUGAUGCCUCUAGAUGUAUUGGAACCACCACCACCCCUAUUGUUGGCCAGGAGGGGCCACUUGAAAAUCUCACUUAUGAGGCAGAUGAGCAUAAAUACUAUUGUGGGGAGAAAAUUAGUUGGCUGACUGAUGUUAAUUAUGGCACAGUAACAUUGGAAAAGGUUGUGUCUGUGUUUUUAAGUUUUUCUUUAUUCUGCUUUUUUGCUGCUAUAAGAGUUUUCUGAAAUUUAUAUUUUAAACUUUUCAUGCACUUUACUGUUUCUAGUAUCAAAAUGUGAUAUUUUUAAUAAACAAGAAAUUUUCCAUUAUGUGAUGAAAUUCUAAAAGAAAAUAGCCUAUAUUUGUGUCUCACUAAUAUAUAAAGUACAAGUUAAAUUUAAAUUAUUUAAUUAGUUUUAAAAAUAUACAAAUUGUUUCCUCUUUCAAACCUGACAUCUUAGGCUGUUUUAUUAGUCUUAAAUGAUACAUUUCCUGUGGUCAUUUUAUACUAAUUUCUUCCAUAGUUUACUGAUCAGGCUAUAUAAAAUAAUAUUUCCCCAAAGGGUAAUUUUAGUGGGAUGAGGGUGGUGGGAUGAUGUAAUAUCACAAAGGAUUGCAUCCAGAAGAGGUCUUUAAAGCCUAAACUCCCUUUUAAAAGUGCCUAGUGACAGAGGCGUUGUCAUCUAUUGUAAUUGGAAUGUCUUGUAGUUCAGCAAAGUUUGAUGUAAAUAAAAUAUUCUUUUAAAAAUGUUAAAGUACCUGAAUAAACAAACAAGCAAAUUAAACCCUUGAUGACAGAUUUUCCUCAGUGUUCAGGUAUCCCUUCUUAUAUACCUCAAGCAUCCAACAUCUAGCCAUGCAAAUUGAUUACCUGAAGCGUAGUACUGGAAAGUAGAAUAGCAUGAAAAACUUAAUUUUGUGGACAUUACCUUUUUUUUGUAAUCAGCUACUGUAUGUUUAGUUUUAGAACUUCUGUUUCAUAUGGGUUUUCUGCUCUGGAGGUAUAUGCACUGACAGAACAUUCUUCUUUCAUAGACGCAUGUUAAUUAGCAAUGUGAGCAAUAUUUCCUACCAUACUUCACUCCCGAUAUUUUUUGAGAUGUUUGUAUAAAAUGAAAUUUAAAGUUCACUUAUGAUUGUAUAUGAACCACAGAGGAGCCCAUUUAUUAAUACAAAUCUUUUUUAAUAGUUAAAUGUAGAGGGGAAAAUAAAAAAAUUGGGAAACAUUGUAAACAGCUUAAGUUUAUUUUGUGUAUGAUUGAGGCACUCUGUUGCAAGAAGGUGUGUAAUUGGGUCUCUCUGCUUCCAAAUGCACUCUUUCAAACCAUUCAUUAUCCUGUGUAUUUUAAUGUGGUUUUCGUAACUGUUGGUAGUAGCUUUGUUGAAGUAGGUGACUGUGUUUUGUUUUGGGUGGCACACACCUAGGGCAUGGUAUCUUAAAUUUCAUGUGCACGGUUUCCCUUUAGCCUCUUGCCCAAAUUUUACACACUGUUUUCCUCUGUUCCCUUUGUAAAAGGAGUGGUAUCUUGUUUUGAGCUGCCAGUUCAGAUGAUCAGAAAUGCUGCUGUCCUCAGCAUUGUCUUGUUAAAUGCAUGCCAUUUGGAACUUUGGCAGUGAGAAGCCCAAAGGACAGGUGAAUGACAUAGUAUAUAUUCAAUGAAAGUGAAAUAUAUAUGCUCAUAUACUUUCUAGUUCUCAGAAUAAGUUAAUAAGCUUUAUGCCAUUGGGCUGCUGCAUAUUUUAUCUGAUAAAAGAAAAUUUGGGCAUUUUUAGAAUAGUGCUAUGUAUUUUUUUAAAUGUUAAAUAUGAUUUCUAGUAAUUGUCUUAAGAACUGGAGUGUUAAGUUUAUUAAAAUGGUGUUGUCUGAAGAAGGGGAAACUGCACUGUUUGCCAUUCUAACAGUCAUCCAAGUGCAUGUCAAGUCACCCACUGUCAAGCGUCAGUAUCCUCCUCAUAGCUUUACACACUUUGAUGGGGAAUAUUGCAGCAUCCUCAGGACUGACAUCUGGAAAAGGCUCAAAUCACUUACUGCUCCUUGCUUGUUGACUUUGUUUUACAAUAUUGUGCCUGGUGUCAACUUUUAAGCAACAGCACUGCCUAAAAGCAAGCAGAGAACAGAAUCCCAGCACCAUUCUAUAGGCAACUUUUUAGAAUUCAGAUACAGUAAAUCUGUUCAAGAUUUAUGAUGUUUUAUGUAAAAAAUUUUUGUACAACAUAGCUGAAUAUUUUUGUUUGAUUUAUUUGAUGUAAGGCGUGUGAACAUUCAUUUGAAUCUCACAUGUUAAAGUCAGGUAUGGCACAAUGGGUUCUGAGACCAGCUUCCUCACCCCCUCCCAUUUGCCUUGUUCCAAUCUCUUUCUUUUCAAAUUAUGUUUCUGGUAUCCAUAGGCAGAUAUUUAAUUUUACUAAUAAGCAUCCUGUGUGAAUGUAUUUUAAAAGCCACUAUGUUUUAGUGUUAUAAUUUGUAGAAAUAUGAAACUUAUCCCCCCUUUUUGUCUUAAAGUCAUAAAUCACUGAGAAGGGAGAAAGUUGAAAACAAUCCAAGACUCAUAUCACUUGAAUCUGUGACUGAUUAUGUUAAAAUUGAGGGUGUGGCAAUUAAAUCUAGAACAUGGACAAAAUUGUGCUCCAUUUAAAAAUUCUGUCUCCUGAGUAUGUCUUGUCAAUUGAAAUUUUAAGUCUGUAUUGUAUUUUCAAGAAUUCAUAAAAAUUACAAAUACCACCUGUAUACUCAAUAGCAAAUAGCAAAGAGAAGGAAAAGCACAAAGGAAAAGAGACUGAGUAUGUUCAUUGAAGGAGCCAGGAGCAUAGAACUUCAUUUCUAACACAAGGCUAGAUUUCCUAGUAUUAAAAAUUGACUUCAUCCUAUACUGAUUUAAAAUUUCAUCUUUUAUUUUCUCAGUUGCUGGAAUAUUUUAGUAGUUUUGCAGAGUAUGCUAACUGGUUCAUAGCUUCAGUCACAGGAAAUGCACAUUGUAUUACAGCAAUGGUCCUGCAUCAGCAAAACUUCUUUGUCACAUGUUCAAAGUAACAAAUGUUUUGACUGAAAUGUGAGCUGUAAUGUUUGUAAAGUUUUUCUUCUCCUCUCCCCCCAUAAAACCCAAAGUAACACCUUUCUAGUGUGUUAAAGAUGUUUACCAACUUUCCAUUUAGUUUGUAUCAUAUUUGUAUGACUUUUGUCUGUUAGAAGUCGAUAAAUUAAGUAGAGAAGUUAGAGUUAUUUUUCUAAAUCAGGAACUUCAACUGAAGUUUUGAAUUUGUAGACAGAAGAGAACAUUUAUGUUUAUGAUUGCUCUGGAUGAUUUUAAUUCUGUAAUUGCACCAUGAUUUCCAAACUUAAAUUCAAACACAAGUAAAUGCUAGUACACCUUUAACCUGCUUAUUUACCAAAGUUUAAGGACAAACUUUAAGGAUGCUAAGAGCAUCUUUCAUAAUUUUCACUUAAAUGUUUCAAGAGAUAAAAGGAAACCCUUAAUGUGUUCUGAGCAAGAGCCACAGAAAGAAAGAGGAAAAUGGGAAGGGAAGACACUAUGUUCAGGAAGAUGAAAAGGAAGAGAAUGUGUACUUGUUUUAACUAAAUGCAUUCAUCUAAGUUUCUUAGUUAAAAGGCCUGUAGGAAGAAACAGAUUCCAGGGAAAUUUUUAUUAACAUAGUAGUUUCAGCAUAAGUUUGGUUAACUUGAUUUAUGCUAGACUUGGUUUAUUCUUGGAUCCAAAGGAGAAAGUGAAGUACUUUUUAGUUAAAUAAGCUAACUUUCAAAAAAUAUAAAUUAAGAGCAUGCCUAUUAAAUGUUGAUUUUUUUUUUUUAAUGAUGCAGCCUAUAAAAUUAGUAGCACUGAAUUGAAAUUAGAAGUGUGCCAUCAGAAACCAUGACUCCUGGCAUGAUUUCACCUUUCAAAAUAUUUCAGAAGGCAUAAUUUGGCACCUAUUAAUUGGUUAUUUUAUCAGCAGGUUUCCUGCAUUUGUUUAAUUUCUCUCUGUAUCUGUCACUUCAAAAAGCAUAGGAGUCAUGGUGGCAGCCCUCUGAAAAAAAUGAUCCUUUCUUGCUCAUUAUUUCAGAGUAUUGACAUAUUUUCUUAGCUAUCCCUUGUUCGGUGUACCACAUUUGUUUAAUUUGUAUGUAAUUACUUGAACUCAGAAUAUUGGCUCAGCAUUGGCGUGCCAAACAGUGGCUUUGCUUCUUACCAGACAAGACUUUUAAUGUCCUGCUACUGUUUCAGCUUUAAUGUGGUAAGUGUUGCAGUGUGUGGGUUGCUCUGUAUUCAGAAACUACUGUCCUUUCUCUGUGCUUAACUUGGUAAAAGUAUCUUCCCUUACCUCUGAAACUCUAGAGCGGUGCUCUGCUCACUUGGAGAGAGCAGGGGUUUGGAUGGCUGUUACUGCACACUGGAUCUAGACUUGUUCAGUGUCAUGUGAGUGGCAGAUUUCUUAAACACCAGCAGCACUGAAAAGUGCACUACGGGCAUUCACAGUUGUCCAAAUGCAAGCAGUUCUUUCGUCCAGAAGAAGCUGAGGAGUUGGGUUCAGUAGGAGUACUUGGAGUAUUUCAAGGAGGGCAAAUGAUUAACUUUGUUGUAUCUGAAGUGGGAUAGCACUUUUUAUUCUUUUUUUUUUUAAGAGAAAAAAAAAUACAUACCUUUUUUCUUUAAAAAGGCCAGGAUGUUUGACUAUAUUAACCAGAGAUUAAGUUGUAUCUAAUUUUCAACUGUAUAAGUGCCAAGUAAUUAUUCAAAGACUUUAGCAUUUGACUAGGGAAGGGAUAAUUUAUUUUGGUUUCCUGGCAUCAGGUUGACUAAUUUAUUCUUUUGCAUACACUUGAGUCAUUCUGUGGCCUGUAUAGUGUUUUUGUAACUAUCACAAUGGUCUAAAAAGUAAAGCACAUGAUCCUAAAACUAAGCAAGAUGUUUUAGUAAUCCCAGUGGAUGCUCGGUAAUUUCUAUUAAUACCACUCCAAGCAGAUUCUACUGUUUAAGUUGUGUAUUUAUUUUUACCUUAAGAAAAGGCCAAGCACUAAAUCAAUUGUAUUCUGAUAAUCAUUUUCAGUCUAAGCUUUUCCCUUUUUUUUUUUUUUUCAUAAUUAGAGGAUUUAAUGAAGUGCCAUGUAGUUGUAGCUACUAAUAAUGUUUGAUAGACUGGUUCUGUGAUACUCGAAACAUUUAACUCUUUCUUGUCAUCUCUGGAAAAGAUGGUUCUACUCUCAUUCUCUCUGAUAAAAUCACCAGCUGCUUUAUUUUUCUAUUUAUCAAAGAGUUGAUAAGGUCUGGAUCUUGACCGAACUGCUCAGCUGAGAUGUUUUCAUAGUAGACACUGUAGAAGAUGUGCGUGCAAAAGGACAUGGUUGGGUGGUGGUAUUCUUUUUCAUUAAUGUGAACACUGACUAAACAAAGCAGUCCUGCCUUUGAAACCUUGUGGCAGCUCAGAAGGGAGGUGCUUAAGAACCUUAACUACAUGUCAGAUGACAAAUACUUUUUUCCAUUCUGGAGAUUGGGUACUGCUCACACACGAUGUACAGGGCUAAAUAUAUGCUUGUUUCCUUGCACUUGUGUACUCUCCCCCUCUCUCUCCUCUCCUUUCCUGUAGGCAAUAAAUGGCCAUUUUGCAACCGCGUA
Messenger RNA from Psammomys obesus (fat sand rat), 8687 nucleotides. RefSeq names its product CCR4-NOT transcription complex subunit 6 like (gene Cnot6l). The record is from RefSeq and is a predicted model, not a curated record. The coding region runs from base 200 to 1852 and encodes 550 amino acids. NCBI's taxonomy places the organism in Eukaryota, Metazoa, Chordata, Mammalia, Rodentia, Muridae. Gene Ontology annotation, biological process: nuclear-transcribed mRNA poly(A) tail shortening. The transcript has 12 exons. Gene Ontology annotation, molecular function: protein binding; poly(A)-specific ribonuclease activity. Gene Ontology annotation, cellular component: CCR4-NOT complex; nucleus; cytoplasm.